This is a messenger RNA of Synchytrium microbalum, 2559 nucleotides long. RefSeq lists its product as uncharacterized. The coding region runs from base 1 to 2559 and encodes 852 amino acids. The record is from RefSeq and is a predicted model, not a curated record. Gene Ontology annotation, cellular component: nucleus; HULC complex. Gene Ontology annotation, molecular function: ubiquitin protein ligase activity; metal ion binding. The transcript has 15 exons. Lineage: Eukaryota; Fungi; Chytridiomycota; Chytridiomycetes; Synchytriales; Synchytriaceae.
AUGGAGAGCAACAGGAGAGAGUCGUCGUCAUCGGAAAGCCAGAUACGCAAGAGGCCGUCCGAGGACCAUAGUCCUGCUUCUACUAUCCCCAAAAAGACUAAAUUGACAAACAGCACUCAUGAAUUGCUCAGCGAAGCUUCUACUGACAGCAUCAAUAUUGACAAGGCUAUAGACAAUGAUGACGCCGUGGUUGUCUUCCAAAAGCAUGCAAUUUGGCGACAAAUGCAAGAGUACAAGAGGUCACUAGAACGAGCUCAGAAAUACAUCACUGACUUGGAAUCAAGACAAGAUGCUUACAGAUUGAAUAUUGUCUCCUUAUUCACUUACUGGGAACAGAUACAUGAUGAUAUAAAGGAGCAAGUCUCUAUGAUUGACGGUCAAGCCCCAGUAAAUGGUAUAUCAAAGAACGACUUGGCUCAGAAACUGCUCGCCAACCCUGCUUGUGGAAAGGAAGAGAUCGAAGCAGCUCUAAAUGCAAAAGUCACUUCGAUACGUGCCAUGUUGGAUAUACUGGCUCGUAAAUCUACUCCAAAAUCAAACGGCACUUCCUCUUCUGAGCAGCAACAUGCUUCAUUACAACAAAAGUAUCACCACAUAUGUAAUCAGGUGGCAUCUUUACAAUCCGAAGUAGAAACCGCUAAACAAAGAGAAGCAGAACUGUUAACGCAACUAGAAGAAGCAACAGCUUUGUUACGCGCUGCUGAACGUAAAGCUGAUCGUCUCAGAAUGGCAGAAGGUCCCGCUGGUCGGAAGUCUACUCCUACCAUCCUGACUGGCAAUCACCAGCAACCUCCAACACCACAUUCGAAUCAACUCGCAUCCGCAUCUACACUUUUGUCUGGUGUUCAGGGCUCGCCAACUGCUCCCGUGCUUCAAGCUGUUAAGGUAGAAUCGACUGGAAGUUCAGAGGGUGUUCCCAACCUUGCAUCAACAGCAAUGGCUCCACCACCUCCUCCAAUAUCUGUUGACGACAAGGACGAUGUUGCCCGAUCAGAAGGACUUCUUAUUGCUCAGGCUCUAAGUCAAGCUAGAUUGAAGGCCUUAGAAGAAUUGAAGCGAGAACGAUUGUCACUUCAAGAACGAGUAGAUACAUUAGUCCUUCAGCAAAAGCAAUUCCCAACCAAUAUGGACCUCGUAGCAUCGCAUCCUGAUUUUCAGAAAAUUCUGAAUGACAAUCGUCGCUUGGCUGAUGAAGCACGAGGCUUUCGAGAUCUUAAUGAGAAGCUUGGCAAACAGGUGGAAGAACUACAAUUAGACAGGAGAACAUUUCAGCAACAAGUCGAGGAUGAAACUAUGAGGAAAUUGGAGAGAUUAGAUGCUGAACUCAAGAAGGUCGAAGCAGAUUUACUUCGAGUACGGACUCAGAGAGAUACUUUGGAUGAUUCGCUCAAUCUGCGACUCGCCAAGGAUCAUGCAGACACCGAGUCAAGUCACGAAAUCAGGAAAAUUGCCAAUGCACAAAAGGAGUGCAUAGCAGCACAGACGGAAGAAAUCAGACGUCUCAAGAUAUGCAUGGCAGCUCAAACUGGUGACCAAGCGCUGAUUCAAUAUUUUGCCACAGAAGAUAUUGAUGGUACCGGGAAUCCCAUCCGAGAUAUGAGAAAUCAACUCCAAGCAUUUCAACAGGCCGCGUCUCCGGAAGAUCUCGAGCUUCAGAAAAUACUAGUUGAAAAUGCCGACGCCAAACGUGAAUUGAUGGAAUAUAAAUCCACCUUUGGGGCUCUACCUCAACCAGGAGAAGAUCCAGUGACCCUCCUUUCAAAUCAAUUACGACUGAGCCAAGCAAAGAUUCAGGAGUAUGAACGCAAAAUUCACUCCAUUACAGACGAUACAACUCACUUGGCGUCUGAAGUGAACAAGCUGAUGAAGGGUUUUGGAGAACUUCAAGAUCAAAACACUAGUAAAGUGUUGAUAUUGACUACAAAGGAAGAUCAUAUACUGAAGUUGGUUGCUGAGCGAACGACAAUGAAGCAACAACUGGACAAGAGUCGCAAAGAGACAGCAAAUACUCAAAACUUGAUUACUGCUAUAAGAAGACAGACUGAAAAGCAGACCGAAGUGAUCAGGAAGCUGGAAGACCGAGAGAAUCAACAAUCUCGACAAGUGGCGAGUGCAGAACGAUGUGUAGCUAUCGCAACAGCAGCAUCUGAAGCUCAUCGUCGAGAAAUGACCGUCAUGCUGAAAAAAAGGACGGAAGAAGCCGACACUGAGAUGGAUUUACGUCGAAAAGCACAAGAGCAAGCUGAUGUAUUUAAGAAGAAGUUGGAAGUGCGAGAAGCGGCCCUAGCAGCAGCAACAGGAUCAAAUGGAGCAUCCAUGCCAUCGUCUUCUACCAUAUCCGCACCGUCAGAUGUUGGUUUACAGCAGAGGCUUGAUGAAUAUCGGGGAUUGAUCAUCUGCCGAACAUGUGAUUCUCGAUUCAAGAGUGUGGUCCUAUCCAAGUGCAUGCACGUGUUUUGUAAAGAAUGUAUAGAUGAUGUGCUAAAUGCACGACAACGAAAGUGUCCAACUUGUGGGACUGCAUUUGGUAAGGAUGAUGUUAAAACCAUCUACCUUUGA